AUGACUUCAGUGACUAGAUCAGAGAUCAUAGAAGAAGAACCACCAGUGACGUCUAAGACUUAUGAUCAUCAAUUGGAAUCAAAUCUUGGCCCUGUGGAAGUGUUUACUAAAUCAUCUGCCUCCCUGGAGAUGACUCAAGGUGUUUCAAAGGAAAGAAUUUACCUUGACUCUAGCCUUAUAAAAGGGGGAAGUUGUGAUCCCAGCCACCAGGAAGGACUUCAGUCGAGGUCCCUUCAUUUGUCUACUCAAGAACAAUCUGCACAUCAUCAAGACAGGAGGCAAUCCUGGCGGAGAGCAAGUAUGAAAGAAACGAACCGGCGGAAGUCACUGCCUCCCAUUCACCAGGGCAUCACAGAGCUCAGCAGGUCCAUCAGUGUCAAUUUAGCAGAAAGCAAACGGCUUGGCUCUCUCCUGCUUUCCAGUUUCCAGUUCUCUGUUCAGAAACUUGAACCUUUCCUGAGGGACUCUAAGGGCUUCAGUGUUGAAAGUUUUAGAGCCAAAGCAUCUUCUCUUUCUGAAGAAUUUAAGCAUUUUGCAGACAAACUGGAAAGUGAUGGAACUCUACAAAAAUGUUUUGAAGAUUCAAAUGGAAAAGCAUCAGAUUUGUCUCUGGCAGCAUCAGUGGCUGAGAUGAAGGAAUACAUAACAAAGUUUUCUUUAGAACGUCAGACUUGGGAUCAGCUCUUGCUGCGCUACCAGGCGGAGGCUGAAGAGAUAUUAUCCAGAGAUUCUACUGAAGCCAAAGUGGAACCCGUAACAUAUCUUGGGUCUUCCCAAAGUGAAGUGCUUAAUACAAAGCCUGACUACCAGAAAAUAUUACAGAACCAGAACAGAGUUUUUGAUUGUAUGGAGUUGGUGAUGGAUGAGUUGCAAGGAUCUGUGAAGCAGCUGCAGGCCUUUAUGGAUGAAAGUACCCAGUGCUUCCAGAAGGUGUCAUUACAGCUUGGGAAGAGAAGUGUGCAACAAUUAGAUCCUUCGCCAGCUCGAAAACUACUCAAGCUUCACCUGCAGAACCCGCCUACCACACAUGGAUCUGGAUCUUCUCAGUGACCUUAUGCAGCUUUUCUGCCACAAGGUGCUCAAGAGGAGAGGAAUGGAAAGAGUGCCCUAGCACAUGCUGACUGUGUGGAGAUUUCUGCCCUUUUGCCUUUGAAGAUAACUUGCUGACUGUAGAGCACUUUGACUUUUUCCUAAAAGUGAUGGAAUUUAUGCAUCCAAAAGAACAUUGUAUAGACGCUUUUUCCAGAAAUGUACAAAA
Molecule: messenger RNA, 1258 nt
Organism: Propithecus coquereli (Coquerel's sifaka)
Lineage: Eukaryota; Metazoa; Chordata; Mammalia; Primates; Indriidae
Gene: DSN1
Product: DSN1, MIS12 kinetochore complex component
Exons: 10
Coding region: 1-1050 (349 amino acids)
Biological process (GO): cell division; mitotic sister chromatid segregation
Cellular component (GO): MIS12/MIND type complex
Source: RefSeq, a predicted model, not a curated record